GACGGCGAGUUGGACCCGAAUGAUGCAUGGCUAAUGCGUGCGGCAGGUGGUGAGGAUGAACCCGAUGAAAAUCUCGCGGUUGCAGCCGUUGGUGCUGCACCUCGAGAUGACGAUCAGUUCUCGUUUGAGGAUUCAGAACGUUUCGAAGAGGACUCAUUGUGUUCGUGGAUGUCCGAUACUGAAUCGCUCAAUCAGAACUGGCGUGGAUGGAGUGCGGCUCGAACUUCAUCAGCACAUGUUGCUCGAGGGGGUACGAUAUCAAUUUCCAUGGAAACAUUAAAUGUGAAUUAUGCUGAUGGUGCAUGUGCAAGUUCAUCAUCGCAUCAUUCCAGUGCGCACCGUUAUACGGGUGGAAUCACCAGUGUUGCUGUGCCGUCCUCAUCGGUGUUACCCCUAGCACACAAUCGUAGCCGUCGUUCGACAACCUCAUCUCCGUCAAGUAGUAAUCAUAAUAACAAUAAUAAUGACACCAGUCGUCGUGGUAUGGACCUUGGUUUGAGUGUAGUGCGAGAUGAUUGUUCACCUCUUAACGCAGCUUCACCACCCAGUAGCACGUCUAAAAGAAACAGAGAUGCAAAAAGCAUUGCGACUGUACAGAGCUUAGCGGAGCGGGCAGCGCAUUGCGCCGCAAGGUACUAUUCGUUUGAUGCACUCGAAGCAGCGUAUCAUUCGAUAUCGGUUGAACGACGUCGAACAGCUAUCAAACGCGAUGCUCGUGAUCCAGAAGAGGCUGCUUUCUUGAUGAAUUCGGCGACGUUCACCGAUCAUGAGGCAAUACCGGACAAAUUCUUUUUGAGUAUUGUAAGGUGGUGCUUUCCGGAAAGUGAAGAAGAUAUUCGUCUUUACAGUUGUCUCGCUAACGGUAAUGCGGAUGAGUUCGGUCGUGGCGAAUAUUUGUAUGAAUCGGAUGCGGUUCAUGAUGUCUUUCAAAUAGGUUAUCAUCUGUCGGCUGUGGUUAACGGCCUAAUCAGCGGGUCAAUGAGUGCAGGCACUCUGGCCGUGCCCACAUCAGCGGCUGUUCCGGCAACCGUAAAGCCUAAUCGUCAAUCUAAAAACAUCUACAAUGUUUCUGUUAGAGUUGAUCGGUGUCGCAUAGUGUCGUGCUCGUGCUCAUGUGCUUUCAAAGCGUCAUGGUGUCAGCAUGUGGUCGCCGUUUGCUUACAUCGCAUUCAUCGCAGUCAUCAGAUCGAAUAUCGUGUCACCAUAUGGGAUUCAAUCAACGAACUCACCAAUAAUAAACUCAAAAAAUUCGCUCAAUUCCUCAUCAAUGAUCUACCCAGACAGUAUCUUCCGUUAGCGCAACGUUUAAUCGAUCAGUUGCGGAAUCCGAAUUCAGAGAUCAACACGGCUGUCGGCGCACCGGAUCCAACCGAUGGAGGUCAUGAAGAUGUUGCCAUAUGGUGUUUGGAUCAACGCACACUUCACGAGAAUAUUCGUCGUAUUCUUGUGAAAUUUUGUGUCCCUUCGCCUACUGUUCAUUGUGAUGUGCAGUAUCUGUCUUCCAAUCAACCACCUGCUGCCAGUGAAUGGCAGUCACUCCUUCGACCCCACCGUUCAAAAGAUCCUGAAGGAUUGUGGAAUCUGUUAUCAAUUGUUCGCGAAAUGUUCAAACGUCGAGAUGAGAAUGCAACAAGUCUUCUGCAUAUCAUCACUGAGGAAUGUUUGGCAUGCGCUCAAGUUCUGAUUUGGUGGUACCAAACGGCGUUGCUGCAGUCAGGUCAGUGGUUUUUGUGCUCACCGUCAGGCAACAAAUCCAGUUCGUUGAUGUCAAGCCAGAAUGCACCUCAGUUCAAUUGUGCAUCACUUUGUGAUGAAAUUGUGCAAUUGUGGCGAUUGGCUGCACUCAAUCCACGGCUUUCUGAGCUGGAACGUGAACAGCUGGCAAGUUUUCUGCAAAUUUACCAUCGUAAUGCUGUCGAACGAAUUUGGAAGAAUAUAUGCAGCGCAACUACAGACGUUAGUGCGCAGGCGCAACCCAAUGGACUGACUGCAUCGGUGAUCGAUCAUCGAGGUGAACGAUUGGCGAUUGAAAACGCUCGUUUCACGUUUGAUCUUUUCCCUGGCUUUCUCCUUGCUCUCAAGGCGUGCUAUGUCGGUUGGAACGGAAUUUCAGUUGAAGGUGCCGAUUCGGGUACCACCUCUGUCUUGAAACUCAAUCAGGUGAGUGAUAUCGUUAUUAGACUGAAAAUUCUCCAAGCUCACAUUUUACACCCAAAUAUGCCAGUGCUGAGACGUCAUUCGCGUAUCUCAGAGGGUACGAGUUUGCCGGAUGUGCCCGGGACAAGUGGUUCACUUUUCCGGAAUGCCUUCUACCACUAUUCGGUACAUCAGCAGGGUUCUUCUCGUUCGACGAAGCGUCGUAAGAAGACAUCGUCACGUUUGAAUCGUAAUCGAAUGCAUCAACCGUUCGAAUUUCACGAUGAACGUUCACUGGAACGUGCCGUUCGGAACUUGGCGUUAGGCGAGGAAAUGGAGGAGGAAAGUGCAGAGUCGGGACAAGAAAGUGAAACUGGUCCAUCGAGACCAACGGAAUCGAAUCAGACCAACCAUUCAAAUGCAAGAGAGAAAUCAUCGAAUAACGAGGAAUGGAAUGCAACGGCAGGCAUGAGUGAAACUAAUAACAAUAAGCCAAGCCUAUCAUGGAGUGAUGUGGAUGAGUUGUUCGCACGUGCACAUAUUCAACCGUCCAAUUUGGACAUUAAAUUCGCUCGAUGUGAAGCGCUUAUGUCCCAUGGUUAUACACGACAAGCUUGUGAUAUGGCCAUUGAGUUGAGCAAUGAGAUGAUCGAAAAACCUCCGGAUUUGUUAUAUUCGUCAUCGAAGACAGAAUUCAGGGGAUGCCAUUCCGACGGUAAUGCAGUGGGUUCUAGCAAAAUGGGUGCUAAGUCAAGAAGACGUAAAAGUUCGCAGUCCAGUUCCAUACCCACCACAUCAACACAGUCUGGUGCUGCUGCAGCUGGCGAAAGCAGUCUUCUUUCAGAAUUCGAUGAAGGUCUUCUGGAGAGCUCGCAGCUUGCUGCGAUAACAAUUAGCAGGACAAUAUUUCUGGUGCAGUCUCUCAUCAAAGAACCCGAAACACAUCGAUUAGCAUUCACGCUGGCUCUACAUGCUCUGCAGUUGCCCCGAGGACCUGCGGCAACUAAAUUCUUGGAAGUUAAACUGUACCAUCUGGAAGCUGAAUUGGUGAACUUGUUGAGGCGACUAGAGAUCGGUGCGUAUGAACUGCAGCUGAUUCGUGAUCGAGCUCGGAUAUUCGUCAUGAACGCG
Molecule: messenger RNA, 3267 nt
Organism: Anisakis simplex (herring worm)
Lineage: Eukaryota; Metazoa; Nematoda; Chromadorea; Rhabditida; Anisakidae
Source: the annotation of a GenBank genome assembly